AUGCGACUGUUAAAGCCAAGCUGGGUGGAACAUGAUGGCCAGCCAAUAUUUUCCAUUGAUAUCCACCCUGAUGGCUCAAGAUUUGCCACUGGAGGCCAAGGAGAUGAUUGUGGGAAGGUUGUUAUAUGGAACAUGGCUCCAGUACGAGAUGAGAAGGCUGAGAAAAAUGAAAGUGUUCCAAAAGUUCUGUGUCAAAUGGACAACCACCUAGCGUGUGUAAAUUGUGUAAGAUGGUCAUACAAUGGUAAAUUUCUGGCGUCUGGUGGGGAUGAUAAACUUGUCAUGAUUUGGCAGACUAGCAGAUAUUCCGGACCUUCAUCAACGUUUGGUUCUAGUAAUAAAGUAGUGAAUAUAGAACAAUGGAGGCCAGUGUUUACUCUCAGAGGUCAUUCUGGAGAUGUAUUAGAUUUAUCAUGGUCACCCCAUGAUGCCUGGUUAGCCUCCUGUAGUGUAGAUAAUACGGUAGUCAUCUGGAACACCAAUAAAUUUCCAGAACAAGUAGCAGUAUUAAAGGGGCAUUCUGGGUUAGUUAAAGGAGUUACGUGGGAUCCUGUAGGAAAAUAUCUCGCAUCACAGUCUGAUGAUAAAACAUUACGAGUAUGGAGAACGAGAGACUGGCAGACAGAAUCUAUUAUUAGAGAACCAUUUAGAGAGUGUGGAGGAACAACUCAUGUAUUACGGUUAGAUUGGUCACCUGACGGUCAUUAUAUAGUCUCCGCCCACGCCAUGAACAACUCAGGACCAACCGCUCAGAUUAUAGAACGGGAGGGGUGGAAGGUCACCCUGGAUUUUGUUGGACAUAGGAAGGCCAUUACUGUUGUACGUUUUAAUCCUAAUAUAUUUGAAAAAAGAAUUAAAAAGGACAGUGAUAAGUCACAACAGUACUCAUGUUGUGCUAUUGGUAGUAAAGAUAGAUCCAUCUCUAUAUGGCUAACAGCGUUAAAAAGACCUCUGGUAGUAACUCAUGAUUUAUUUGAAAGUUCUAUCAUGGAUAUUUCAUGGAGUAAGAGUGGAUUUGAGUUGAUGUGUUGUUCUAUAGAUGGAACAGUAGCCUAUAUAGAUUUCUCUGUUGAAGAGAUUGGUACAUCACUUACACAGCAAGAAGUGCAAACAGUAUUAGAGAAGAUCUAUGGUAAAGGAUUACCAUUACGCUCCAUGACAACUGGCAACCAGAUUAUAGAAUCGGCGGCCAUGUUGAAUUUACAGCAGCAGGCCCAGAAAGAAUCUCAGGAAAAACAACAGAAUUCUCAGACGGUUUCACCCCAGACACCGAAAACUCCUCAAAAACACCCACUAGCUAAUGGAGAUGUUCCUUUUAAGCCAUUAGAUAAACAGAUAGAGACCAGGACCCCAGAUGGUAGAAGAAGAAUAACACCGAUAUUCCUAGCUCCACAACCAGACUUUGGAGAAGCACCGUUACCGUUCCCUGGUAACGUAAUAACAACGGAUUCCAACAUCUCCUUCGCUACCAGUAAAGAUCCGAGUAAAAUUCAGGUGGAAAAACUAGAUAGAGUUACUGUUCCUGGUUUGGUCUCACCUUCAUCGAAGUCUACGACAUCACCACAAACUGGAUCAAACCUCUCGGAACCUAAACCCAGUCCUCUUUUAGAUAAAAAGGCCUCAGGGGAUAAGAAAUCAGAAGCUGCAGUGUUUCAGCCAAUGACAGCUUUAGAGAAAACUCCAGAAAAAUCAGAAAAACCAAAAGUAACCACUAGUACACCAGUUGAAAAACGUGUGGAUAAGGAGAAGCUAAAAGAUAAACCAGUUGGUCUCUCGUUAAAACGAAAGAAAGGAGAUGACAAAUUAAGUAAGGCUGGACGAUCAAAGAAAGACCGAAAAGAUUCCGACAAACAAGUGACGUCUCUCUCAGCUUCUAUUGCUGGACCAUCAUUCCGUACCUUCUCACCACCAUCGAAUGAAUUAAGUCUACCAGUACAAACUAUAGAGAAAACAUCAACAUUACAGAUAAGUGGUAAGGCAGGGGAAGAGAACUCUAUCAGUCUAGAAGUAGAGAAUAAUGUCCAGUGUGGUCUGGUAACGGUACAUAAAUUACGCUUGGUUAAAGACAGCGAGACAUCAUGGGAACAAAUUUUAACUUCACCAAUAAACAACAUGGCAGCUUCCAGAUGCGUGGCGUGUGUUAGUUGUGAAGAUAGCUCUGUAUCAAUCUUCAGUUUUGGAGGAAGAAGAUUAUUUCCAAGUCUGGUUCUAAAUUCUAAAAUUUCCUAUCUCCAUUGUUCAUCAUAUUUCGUCAUGGCAAUCACUCAAAAAGGCAGCUUACAUGUUUGGAAUAUGCAGAAUAAAAUGGCAACUAUAAACAAUGAAAAUAUCGCUAGUAUUAUCAAUGGUAAUAUAGAAGUUGAUACAGUGAAAAUAACAAGUGAAGGUUUACCUGUUAUUACUUUAUCUAAUUCUAAAUCUUACUCAUAUCAUACUGAUCUCAAAUCUUGGGUUUUGAUACAUGAAAAUAUCAACAAUGUUAUACAAUGUUCAGAUUAUCAGUACUGUAAACUAUCUAGUCAGAUUACUGGACCAUUGAUAUCAUUACAAAAAUCACACAAUAGGGCAGGCAUGUUGGCAUCCAGGACCUCCAGUUCAGCAACAUCUGUCCAGCAGACUGCUACUGUCAGCCACCUUGAAAAUCAGGUUGCCGUCUGCUUGGGUUUGAAAUCUCAAGAUGAAUAUAAAUUCUGGUUUUUGUCGUACGUUCGAUAUCUUGUACAGGAGGGAUUUGAAGUAAAGUUACGAGAAGUCUGUGAUGAUUUACUCGGCCCUGUUAUUAAAAAUAAAUCAACUUCAUGGAACGCGCAUAUAUUGGGACUGGAUAAACAUGAAUUAUUGAAAGAAAUUCUUCCAAUUAUUGGCUCAAAUCUUCGAUGGCAGCGUCUAUAUACAGAAUAUCAGGAACAACUUGAUUCCUUGUGAAAUUAUUUUUGAUAUUCCAUUGACAUAACUUAAACGUUAAAAAAGAAUUCCUUUAAAUUAAAGAAGUACUGAAUGACACUUUUGUUAAUGAAUUUAUUGAAGGAGUUCUACAACUUGUGAAGUAAUUUUAUGACAAGAAGCAAAAAUGGUUGGUGAAUUUCCCAAACACUUUGCUUGUAUUUUGAAGAUAUGUACAGUUGUUUAGUUAGAAGAAACGCUGAUAUUGUUUGGUGCAGUUUAGAGAGUUGUUGCAGUGUUUUAUACAGAUUAUGGGACAGUAUUUUGUGAAUUUCUGAAUUUGAAAAAGUUGUGCAGAUUUUUUGCGAAAUAAAGACUUUGACUCUAUAUUUCUGGACAUAUUUAAGAUAUUGGAAAUUAUACUGCUUGAACAGACAGUUUGAAGCCGUUUUUAACAGAAUUUGUGAAACCAAAGCUGAAAAUUAUUUGGCUUUCAACAUAAAAACCACCCUGAUGUUGCAAAUGAACUAUUCUUAACAUUAUCAUAUUGCUAGAAAAAGCAUGUGUGUGGAUGAUUCCAUUAAAUGUGGAAGGGUGUCAAAUAGACGACUGGCACAAUAGUGUCUUCGUUGUUCCUUGGAUGACAACUCUAAUCGGCGAUUUUUGUUCCAUAAAACUGUGUCAAGUCAACAUUUUUACAGUCUUAUUGGUCACAAAUGUGGACCAUUUUUAUACCAGCCUCAAGUUCUGUUCACCAAUUCUACAAAAUCCAUAAAAAAUGACUCCUUGUUUCAUGAAAGCAUUCAUAAAUCUGUUUAUCCUCAUUCAUUCAUCCUUAUUUCUAAUUUAUUGAAGACAAGUUGUGUUCAGUGUGCACUUUCUAGGUUUUAGGAAAUCAUGAAUUUUCAUGCUAUAUGAAUUGGAAGAUUUAGAAUUCCAAUGGAAAAUUUCAACUUUGUGACAAAAAACAUUUUGCCAUUUUGAUGUUUUGAAGAGCUCUUAGUUAGUGACAGUUUUGGCUGUUUGAAAAAAAAUGUGUGCCAUUUAGUGGGGUUAGUAAGGCAGCAUAUCUACAACGCUGUAACUCAGACCAAAAUAGAUUGAUAAUAGUGCUAAAAAGAUUUUGUAUUCUACUUAAACGAAAUAAAAUACAUCUUUAG
This is a messenger RNA of Lottia gigantea (owl limpet), 4043 nucleotides long. RefSeq lists its product as hypothetical. Gene Ontology annotation, cellular component: HIR complex; nucleus. Bases 1 to 2925 code for a protein of 974 amino acids. The record is from RefSeq and is a predicted model, not a curated record. Gene Ontology annotation, molecular function: protein binding; nucleosome binding. NCBI's taxonomy places the organism in Eukaryota, Metazoa, Mollusca, Gastropoda, Lottiidae. The transcript is spliced from 28 exons. Gene Ontology annotation, biological process: regulation of DNA-templated transcription; chromatin remodeling; DNA-templated transcription.